Molecule: messenger RNA, 570 nt
Organism: Glarea lozoyensis ATCC 20868
Lineage: Eukaryota; Fungi; Ascomycota; Leotiomycetes; Helotiales; Helotiaceae
Exons: 1
Coding region: 1-570 (189 amino acids)
Source: RefSeq, a predicted model, not a curated record
AUGGACAACCCACCACCAGUUAUCACCGGCAAGCCUACCAUAUUCUUCGAUAACCACCCGGAACAACAAGAAUCUUAUCUAGGAUCCUACUACUCUUCCCUCAAGUCGACGCUCUACACCGCCUUCACCGGCCACGUAACGAAAUUCCACCCACCAGGCCAACUCCGCAUCAUCUGGUGGACCAACGACGGAGCUCGCGGAAUGCAAGACUACGACCUGCACAAAUACGCAUUGGUGCGUGAUAACUUCUAUGCAUUGGAUGCGAUGAAAGAGGUUACGCGUGUGAUCAUCAUGGGGUAUCCGGGCCAAAAUCCUUAUAUGUUGGACGACGCCGACAAGUUUGGGAAGAAGGGCAAGGGAUGGAAGGAUUUGAGUGAGGCCGAGAUGAGGGCGAAGAAGGCGAAGGGAGAGGAGAUGAUGAACCAGACUGCUGAGGGAAGAACGGGCAAGUUGAUUGACAUUGAUGGGGUUAUUGAGAAGAGUGAGGAGAUUGAGGAGGAAAAGAUGAGGGCUAAGAGGGAGCAGAAGUGGAAGGAGAAUGAUGGUUUGAUGAGUGGGGAGAUGGUUUGA